Messenger RNA from Microplitis mediator, 743 nucleotides. RefSeq lists its product as uncharacterized. The coding region runs from base 104 to 601 and encodes 165 amino acids. NCBI's taxonomy places the organism in Eukaryota, Metazoa, Arthropoda, Insecta, Hymenoptera, Braconidae. The record is from RefSeq and is a predicted model, not a curated record. The transcript has 4 exons.
GAUCUAAUUACAAUCUCUCCCUCGAUAUAAUAUAAGGCUGAUUACAAUUAUAUGGAUCAUAGAUACUGUAGUAUUUCGUAGGUAUUACAUUUUACAAGAAAAUAUGAUAGUACUAAUCGCUAUAGUUGUUAUUUCUCAAUCGUUUGGCAUACAGGGAGCCAUGAAUAUAGUUUUCGAGGAUAUGACUUGUCCAUUUUACAGUGAGGAAUAUUUCGAAGAACCUGACACUUUUAUAAAUGAUCAAAAUGCAUUGGUCGUAAACGUUUCGAUCCUUAAACCAGUUCCGAUAGAAUCUCAAGGAUGUUUCAAACUAACGGGUGCAUCAAUGGGUGAAUAUGUUGUAGACACUGGAUUUAAUGUACAGCUGGACUUGUGUGAUGCAAUCGAGGAACCUAUUAUAAUGGGUCGGCUUUUUCAAGCAUUUGGAUUCUCUGUAGACGAUUGUCCACCUGGAAUUGGUGUUUAUGGAAGUGAAGGUUAUAUAAUGCCAACAGAUACAUUUCCAGAUGAAUUCCCACCUAAUAAAUACUUGGUGGAACUAAGUAUUUUAUUGGAGGAGAAACCAUUAUUAAUACUUCAUACAUUCGUCAGCAUUCAAUAAAACGUGAAGUUAGUUUUUGGACCGACACUAUUAUGAUAAUUACUUAUUUUUCGUUGUAUAAUCAUGAAUCUUAAUAAAAGUAACGACUCUCAUGGCGUUUUUAAGCUUGCUCGGUAAAAAAAACAUUUUAUAAAAUUUCAGA